Molecule: messenger RNA, 1028 nt
Organism: Bursaphelenchus xylophilus (pine wood nematode)
Lineage: Eukaryota; Metazoa; Nematoda; Chromadorea; Rhabditida; Aphelenchoididae
Source: the annotation of a GenBank genome assembly
AUGGACUGUAUGGAGGUCCUAGUAAUUGGCGAUCCACUAUUCGGAAAAAGCCUCUUGUCAGAGCGGUUUGCCCUGGCGACACGAGCAUACUGCGUGAUUGAGUGAGUAUCAUCAUUCAUCAGCAAUCUUGCUAUCAAUCUGUCGGGAAAUAAUGAGCACAAUGCCGCAUCAAAAAUGGAGCUUUGCUGCGACACAAUCCAUUUUUCUCAGCGGCAACGCGAUAGUCGGGGCGACAUUAUGCUCAGUAUUUCCCCGACAGACCGACACGAAUUAUUCUGAAGACUGUUAAUAUUUAUUUUUAUUACCAUGGCCAUCUUUCAGACCGUAUAUCCACAGAGUGAUCCAUCAGCACACCGACGGCUCUUCGGUUCAGUUUAGUCUAAUGAAUCUUCCAAAUGAGGUAAGGCCGGAUAUACAAAUGUGUAGAUAACGACUUUUUUAGGAUAUCAGGGCCAACGACUUCUCCAAAGCAAACGCAAUUCUUCUUUUGUUUGAUGAAGACGAUGUAGAGUCUCUUGAAAAGCUUCAGACACUUUGGCUGGAUAAAUUUGAACAACUUUGCGAGUCUUCGUUGAUUGCGGUUUGUGGUAGGUUUAGACCCUAAACUAAUGCCGUGGUCCAUAAAUUUCAAGGUGUUUUUAAAGCGGGUAUUUUUAUCUAAUUAUACAAACGGGUACGUUUUAUGGCCACAAAAAUUGUUACCCUCUAAUUUUAACAUCCUUUACAGGACUCACCAGCUUUUUGCAUCGAGAAAAGUUGUUUUAUCACGCAGAGCCGUCCCGCGUUGACAUCGACAGAUUUGUGGAGCAAGCCGAUGCCACCUGUUACUUCAGCGUUGACCUGGGCAGUCACGAACAGAUCUUUCAAGUAAGCAGCUUUAUUUUUCAUGCAAAAAAUUGUGUUUGUAUCAAACUUUCGUAUGUUUGCAGGUAUUCGAUCGCCUCUGCAGCGAAUUCUACGUCCCGAAAGUGCAGAAGCGAGAGCGAAGCCUGUCUUUGAAAUCUUUGAAAAGUCUGAAGUUUUGGUGA